CCAAGGACUCAACGCUCAAUACUCGCAAAAUACUGUAAAAAAUUCGACAACACGUUCAUAAGAUUCGCGGAUACCCCAAAUCAACUCUGAGCCAGAAUAUCCGACAAAUAAGACAUCAUGGGUUCCAGCAACAGAAAGAAGAAGGAAAAGGCCAAGGACUUUGCGAAACCAAAGUUCAAGGUCGGAAAGGCCAAGGUCAAGCCUACCAACUUCACAGACACUAGUUUCAAGGCAAAGUCCAUUGCCAUGGGCCAUCAGAAGCUCUCGACUGAAGCCCCUGACAACGCAACCCAAUUCAAGCACAACCUCUCAUUAGCCUCAACAUCAAGAGCAGACAAACAGCGCAAAGAGUCCCUGGCUCAUCUGACAAGCCAGGUGCUGGCAGACAACAACCCGGUCGGAACCGCAACAGUGCUGAGCAAGCUUCUGCCUCUGAUCUCGGACGCCUCAGGACCCGUCCGCAGCCAGCUGCUGAAGCUGUUCCGGGCCCUGCCCGAGGCGGAGGUCAAACACCACGCCGAGAAGUGCAUCAUGUACACCAGAGCAGGAAUGACACACCUUUCCGCCGACAUCAGCAACGAUUCGCUCUCCGUUCUCGAGUGGCUCCUGGAUGUCGCGGAAGAUGAGACCGUCAGCUGCCCGGGCGGUUGGGUGAAGACACUCAACAGUUUCUGCGCGUUGAUGGGCUGGACUGUGAAAACGAGCUCGGGGUGGUCGACCGCGCCAAAGACGGGCCUCCGCACAAAGGACGCGCAGUCGCACGCGGGACAGGUCGCCGUGCUGGCUAGGUUCCUGCAGGCGGGACUCAAGCCCGAGGUUGCGACGCAAAAGAACCCCAACGCCUAUGCGGACAAUAUGUACCGAGUGCCCCGGACGCCGAACCCAUUUGCGUACCUCAACCUGUUCGGGACCCGUCGGGACGAGGAAGCAGAGAUGUAUAAUGAUCGCGAGUCACGGCAACGGGUGUUCCAUAGGAGGUUCCUGGAUUCGUUCCAAAAAGGCGUAGAGCAGUCGAAGAAGGAGGGCGGUACCAUCGGUCGAUCGGCCGUUGCAUUGAAUCAUGCCUUGACCGAGGGUAUGAGUGGAUAUGAGGCGACGUCUGCUGUUGAGCCUCAAGAUCUCCUUGAUUUGUGGUGAAGGAUACGCCCCUCCCCUCCAAAUUUCAAAUCAUCCGCAACCUCUGGCGGUCUUAGAAACCCGCCCGACAAGAUCGCCUGCCCAAAUCAACCUCUCCUCCGCAGUAUUGUAGGUCCCGGUCAGAUGGCACUGAUUUCGCCGCUGAGGCUAGGUGCCUGAAGCUAGGUGCCCGGGCAACUACGUCUUGCCUGUCGGAGCAAAGUGAUGCCCGGAGGGUUUCUUGGGAUAUGGAAAGAUGCAAUGCUUCACCGCGAGAAGGCUAUACGUUUGGCUGGUUGGAAUUGGCGGACGAAGUGAAGUUCCAUUCAAGCCGCUCAGUAACGUCCAAGAGCGUCGCCAUCCGCUACCUCAUAUUAUGUAGCAUUCAUAGAUGGAUAUAUUAAUGAUACCCAUCUCACCUCGGUGAGACCCCUGUUGUCCA
Molecule: messenger RNA, 1558 nt
Organism: Colletotrichum phormii
Lineage: Eukaryota; Fungi; Ascomycota; Sordariomycetes; Glomerellales; Glomerellaceae
Product: pre-rRNA-processing protein IPI1
Exons: 2
Coding region: 118-1137 (339 amino acids)
Biological process (GO): rRNA processing
Cellular component (GO): nucleus
Source: RefSeq, a predicted model, not a curated record